Arthroderma uncinatum is the source of this 1794-nucleotide messenger RNA. RefSeq names its product DEAD box helicase. Gene Ontology annotation, cellular component: nucleus. Bases 1 to 1794 code for a protein of 597 amino acids. The transcript is spliced from 8 exons. Gene Ontology annotation, molecular function: ATP binding; RNA helicase activity; RNA binding. NCBI's taxonomy places the organism in Eukaryota, Fungi, Ascomycota, Eurotiomycetes, Onygenales, Arthrodermataceae. The record is from RefSeq and is a predicted model, not a curated record.
AUGUCUGUUACCGGCGUCGAGGUGGCAGUCAUGCCUCCUCAGGAGCCGCUUGAGGAUAUGUCCAAUUUGGCUGCAGCGUUGCCUGGAGGCGAAGAAUCUGCCGCGUUGGCGCGUGAAAAGGGCUGGGUUGCUCCUCAGCGCUACAACUACGACGCCUACAAUACUCUCGACAAAGACGAAGUCGUCAAUGCCUUGCCUUGGGCUUCUAACUCUGCCAAGUAUGAGUGGAAGGAGGAAUAUGGUGACAUUGGGCCUCCAAACGAGGAGCUUGAGAAGAUGCUCUUCCAGGAUGAGUAUAUUCCUCGCGUUGGUAAACUUCUUGAGAACCUUCGUCAAAUUGAGGUCACCGCCGAGACGACAGAACGUCCUGAUCCUAUCAAGAGUUUCGAUGAGGCAGGAUUGCAUCCCAUCACGUUGAAUAACAUCAAGCUUUGCGGAUAUGUCUUUCCGACUCCUGUCCAGGCUUACUGUAUCCCUGCCGUUAUGACUGGCCAUGAUUUGAUUGCAGUCGCCCAAACUGGAUCCGGAAAAACUGCUGCCUUCUUGAUCCCCGUGUUGUCUAGAUUGAUGGGCAAAGCGAAGAAACUCGCUGCUCCCCGUCCUGACUUGAGCAAUGGCUUCAACGAGAGUUUGGACUCGGUCCGUGCCGAACCUCUCGUCCUCAUUGUCGUUCCAACGCGUGAGUUAGCUACUCAGAUCUUUGAUGAGGCGCGUCGUCUCUGCUACCGCUCUAUGCUUCGUCCCUGUGUUAUCUACGGCGGUGGACCAACUCGUGACCAGCGCACUGAGCUCAUGAAGGGAUGUGACAUUUUGAUCGCUACUCCCGGUCGGCUCAUUGACUUCAUGGACAGACCUAACAUCCUGACUCUCUGCCGUGUGCGCUACACCAUCAUUGAUGAAGCUGAUGAGCUUUUGCAAGCCGAUUGGGAGGCUGAGUUUACCAAGAUUUUGGCCGGAGGAGACGUUAAUGAGGAUGCCGACCACCGCUACAUGAUGUUUUCCGCUACCUUCAACAGAGGCUGUCGUCAAGUUGCUCGCAAGUUCCUUGCUAAUGACUACGUUCGAAUCCGCAUUGGUCGUGUCGGUAGUUCCCAUUUGAACGUCACUCAGCAGGUUGUCUGGGCUGAGGAUAGCAUGAAGAAAAAAUGUCUCUACGACCUUCUGAUGGCUAUGCCACCAUCCCGUACCAUCGUUUUCGUCAACACCAAGCCCCAAGCUGAUCUCCUUGAUGAUUUUCUGUUCAACAUGGGAUUGCCGAGUACUUCUAUCCAUUCGGACCGCACUCAGCGCGAACGUGAAGAUGCGAUCCGUGCGUUCAAGACCGCAAAGUCUCCUAUCUUGAUUGCCACCGCUGUUUCCGCUCGUGGUCUCGACAUCAAGAACGUUAUGCACGUUGUUAACUAUGACUUGCCCUCCAUCUCCCACGGUGGCAUCGACGAGUACAUUCAUCGCAUUGGUCGUACUGCACGAAUCGGUAACCAAGGUCUCGCUACCUCGUUCUAUAACGAAAGAAACUCCGACAUGGGUCCCGACCUCGUCAAGAUUCUCAUGGAAUGCAACCAGGCCAUCCCUGACUUCUUGCAAAGUGAAGCUCCUCCAGAUGGUGUCCUUAAAUUCGACGAUGAUACCGAUGACGAGGCUGGUGACGGUGAUAACACUGGCGGCGCAGGUGAUGCCUGGGGAGCUGCUGCUGCCCCUGCAGCCGCGGUCGAUUUCACGGCGAAUGCCGGCGACAAUGCUACCGCUACGGAUGCUCAAGGUGCCUGGCCAGUCGAUGCCAAUGGGGACUGGUAG